AUGCUUUUCAAUUAUUCUAUAGACGAACCUAUCCACAUUUUCAUUAAAACCACAACAUUGGACACACCUUUCCAUGGUGUUCAUGUCGUAGCAUUGGAUGAAAAUCAGCUUCAGGUUGGAAGUUGGGAAAUCAAUACUAAAAAACAAGAUGAAAAUUCGUGCAAUGGUUCUAUAUAUAUAUUUGAAAAGGCAGUAACGAAUACAGAUGCAAUCUGGCAAGUUUCCAGUCCAGUUGUUGGCAAUAUUGCAAUUAAAGUAGUAAUUAUCGAAGACGACAGUGCCAUUUAUUCCAAUUGUUAUAAUUUUAUUUUGACUUCACGGGUGUCUAUGAAUUCUUCUAAUAUCGAUGAAGAAGAUGCUGCUGCAAUAAAUACCACUACGACAGUAACGACGACGACAACAACAGUUACUACUCCACCUCCAACUUCCGAAGUGACCGUUAAUAUUACUUGGUCGUUUGCAAGUAAUACCAAUGUUACCAGUGUUCUUAUGACUAUCCAUAAUCUAAAAACAUCUCAAUGGGUUGCCAUAGGCUUGGGUCAGAAUAUAGCAAUGGGUGAAGCACAUGUAUUUAUGUGUAAACGACUGGCUAAUAACGAAAUUGUUAUUAAUCGAUAUGUAAAUCCUGGCGAUCACGAUCCUCCUGAGCCUCCUCAACCAGACGCAGGAGGAGUGUUUACACCAGGGCAACAACAAUUCACUGACGGUGUUGUUAUAUGUCGAUUUACUCUAUCGAAUUUCAUCGCCCAAACAUUGAAACAAGUUCGAACGCUUGAACCGCUUUCUCAAUUCAGACAAUAUCAUCCACUAAUCGCAAUUGGAGUACUCGAUAAAGAUAAUAAUGCUCAGAAACACUCGAGAGAUUCUCGUGUAGCUAAAUCUGAUACUGUUCAAUUAAACCAAAAUGAAAUUAUUCUUUAUCGAAUACCCGAAGUGAAAACUGAUUUAACCUUUGUACGCACUCAUGGGAUAAUCAUGAUUUUCACGUGGAUAUUAAUUGUGUCGACAGGGGCACUGAUUUCACGUUAUUUUAAAACUUCUUGGGCAAACAAAAUGAUUUGCGGCAAAGCUGCAUGGUUUACUGCGCAUCGUUUUCUGAUGAGCAUUGCAGCCAUUCUAACUACGCUCGGUUUUCUCUUCAUUUUGGUGUUUUUACAAGGUACAUGGAUUCCAAAUGACACAACACGACCGUAUGCUCACUCAAUCACUGGCAUAAUUGUGAUCGGUCUAGCGUUCUUUCAACCAUUCAUUGCUUUAUUCCGUUGUGAACCCAAUACGUUCAUUCUCUCUGUUGCAACGUUAUAUCUUGCCACGUAUUUCCAUGUGUUCGCAGAUACGAAAGGUCGAUUUGUCAUGAUUGCUUGGAUAGUUUGGGUAGCUUUGAUAUUUCUGAUCUUUGAAUGUAGUGAAUAUUUUAUUCGGAAGAAAAAUCGAGAGUCUGGUUACACGAACAUCAAUGCAUCGAAUACUACAGUUGCUGAUUUGAUAGAAAAUCCUACGACUCCAAAAUUUACUUCAUUCACUGUCGACAAUCACGAAGAGACUUCGGUCCAACAAAAAGCAAAAAAUAUCCUCUUGGCCAUACAUAUAUUGGUAGCGGCAACACUUUCAGUUAUUUUAACCACCCUGAUUCUUUAA
Messenger RNA from Adineta ricciae, 1638 nucleotides. Lineage: Eukaryota; Metazoa; Rotifera; Eurotatoria; Adinetida; Adinetidae. The record is from the annotation of a GenBank genome assembly.